AUGGGGCCGGCCUGGUUCCCCCUCCUCUUGCUGCUGCCAGGCGGGCAGGGAGAGGCCUGUGACCCUGAGGAAUGCUGCUUCAGGGCCCUCCCAUACCCUGAGGAGGAGUCAGGUCAGACAGUCCCUGUUGUGUGUUGGGAGCUGGCACCCCCUGCUCCUCCCUCCACCCCAGGCCUGGGGUCUGAGGAGUCGUGCGUGGGGAGGGGCUACGGGACCCCAGCAGGUUCUGAGCCAGGCCCUAGAGAUCUGAGCUGCUACCGGCUGCCAGGGGCUGGGUUCGAGUGUAUCUGGGACUAUGAGGGGCCGAGGCAGGGGGUCAACCACUUCCUGCGCUGCUGCAUCGGACCCCGGCGCUGCUGCUACUUCGAGGCGGGCGAGGCCACGCGGGUCCAGUUCUCCGACCAGGCCGAGGUGCCAGUCCGCCGUGCUGUGUCCUUCUGGGUGGAGUCCCGAGGUGCCGGGGGCACUCGGAGGACCCCAAGGGUGAACGUGACCCUCAGCAGAUGGGUCAAAUACGACCCUCCCCAGGGGCCCAUCGUCGUGUCCAGGCGCGCGGGGCGGCUGCUGGCCCAGUGGGUGGCCACGGCCGGCCAGGGCGACGCGCGCGUGCAGUUCCAGCAGCGACCAGCAGGUGGCUACUGGGUGUUGGGUGACUGCGACGAGCAGGACGCACCCGGCUCCCCGGACACCUUGGAUGAGUCCUGCCUCUGGCCGCUGGAGGACGGAGUCAUUCGAGAGUUCCAGUUCCGAAGACGCCGGGGCCGGGUGGAUCCUGGGGGGCCUUGGAGCAGCUGGAGCAGCCCCGUGUGCAGCCCCCUGGAUACCCCUGCGCUGCCGCAGCUGAAUGUGUCCCUGGGGCUGCUGGGCCAGGAUGGGAGGAGGCAGCUGAGACUGGGCGGGCAGCUGCUCCGGCCAGAGCUCCCAGAGGCCUGUGCCAACAACCUGCCAACCUACCACGUCUACCUGAACAUGCUGUCCUGUGCCUGUAAAGCCAAGGCCUGGGCCGUGUGGCCCCUGCACACCGGGGUGACCCUCAACAUCUCGGGUGCCGCCUACAGCCUGACGGUUGCCUCCGAAGUCGGCUCUGGCCCCAACCGGUCCUGGCACAUUCCUGCCCACGCCCGCACAGACGCAGCUCCCCUGAACAUCAGCGCAGGCCCCAGUCUACAUGAGGUAGGAGUCGCCCAUGGCUCCACCUACUGCGUCACUUGGGAGCCACAGCAUGGAGGUGGCGAGGCCUCCUGCACCCUCUUGGCACCCCUGUAUGGGACUGAGAAUCACAGCUGGAGCCAGGUGCCCGGAGACCUCCUGGAGCAGGAAACCUGCUACCGUGUCACCGUCUUUGCUUCGGCACUACCCGAGAAGCUGACCUCAUGGUGGACAGUCCUGUCAGCCUAUUACUUCGGGGACAAUGCGUCAACAGCGGGGAUCCCGCAGCUUGUGUCUGUCAGCAAUGUCACCUGGGGCUCCGCGUCGCUGUCCUGGGCGCCGUCCCCGCUGGGCACCUGUCCCGGGGCGCUGAAGGGCUAUGUGGUUCGCUACCAGGCAGAGGACUUCGAACCCUGGGCCCCAGGGAAACUGAGGCACAGGGUCCUGAGGGGCGUAAGCAUAGCAGGCGGGCUGGACUUAUUUCUUUUCACAGAGCGCCUCGUGGGGCCUGCGCAGACCCGCGUCAGUCUUGUCGGCCUACAGCCCGGGCGGCCCUAUAGGGUGCAGGUUAGGGGAGACUCGCCGUGGGGACCUGGAGCCUGGAGCCGCCCCGUGACCUUCCAUACAGAGGCCCAGCCGUCCCCCAUGUCCGUCUUCCUAGCCUGGACUGGCAGCUUUGCCUCCGUCUUCCUCCUGGGCGUCCUGGGCUACCUUGGCCUGAGCAGGGCUGCCCGGUGCCUGUGCCCACCCCUGCCCUCGCCCUGUGCCAGCUCAGCCACCCAGAUGCCCGGGAGCCAGUGGAAGCAGGCCUGGCUUUGGGUCAGCCCAGAGGACUUCCUAGAAGAAGCAUCCCUGCAAGAGGCCUUGGCGGUGACCGGCUGCCUGGAGGAAGCGGCAGGGAUGGGUCUGGACAGUCCCGGGCAGGAGCCCCUGGUGGGUGGCUCUGAAACCAGCCUGAACAUGCAGCAACCCCCGGGAUCCUCGAAGGAGGACUCAGGGCGGAGAUCCCAGGGGACUGUCCACUCGGAGAUCAACCUGGUGGUGAGCAGACUUGGCGUUGUCUCCUUUGGGACCCCCCACGGGCUCCAGCGGGACCCCUAA
Messenger RNA from Suncus etruscus (white-toothed pygmy shrew), 2250 nucleotides. It is a transcript of the gene IL12RB1, whose product is annotated as interleukin 12 receptor subunit beta 1. NCBI's taxonomy places the organism in Eukaryota, Metazoa, Chordata, Mammalia, Eulipotyphla, Soricidae. Gene Ontology annotation, molecular function: protein binding. The record is from RefSeq and is a predicted model, not a curated record. Bases 1 to 2250 code for a protein of 749 amino acids. The transcript has 17 exons.